Messenger RNA from Haliaeetus leucocephalus (bald eagle), 2067 nucleotides. It is a transcript of the gene UBR7, whose product is annotated as ubiquitin protein ligase E3 component n-recognin 7 (putative). Gene Ontology annotation, molecular function: ubiquitin protein ligase activity; zinc ion binding. The transcript has 10 exons. NCBI's taxonomy places the organism in Eukaryota, Metazoa, Chordata, Aves, Accipitriformes, Accipitridae. The record is from RefSeq and is a predicted model, not a curated record. Bases 255 to 1250 code for a protein of 331 amino acids. Gene Ontology annotation, cellular component: cytoplasm.
GCACAGGCAACUGAGGUCGGGUCCCUGAGGCGCCCGUAUUCCCCCGUUCUCUUGGCAUGCCAGCCCCUUUUGAGUGAGAGCUUAGGUGUCUGAGGAGGAGGCAAGAGCUUAAUCAGCUGCGUGGAUCCAGCCUUCGGAAACGAACCAAUUCAUGCUCCUCUUCUGCCAAUACGUGCUCGCGUUUUUGAGUAUGGUAGUUGCAGCACCCGGGGUUAGCUGUGCCCUUGUGGUCUCCCAGCCAAGCGCUGUUGCAAAUGAUGGUGUUAGCCGAGAUCUGCCGAGAAUGCUAUGUGAGAGGGAACUUCCGCUGUGACUGUGGAAAUAGCAAGUUCAAAAAUCUGCAGUGCAAGUUACUCCCAGAGAAGGGCAAAGUGAAUUCAGGAAAUAAGUAUAAUGACAAUUUCUAUGGAUUAUACUGUACUUGUAAAAGACCUUAUCCUGAUCCUGAAGAUGAGAUUCCAGAUGAGAUGAUCCAAUGCAUAGUUUGUGAAGACUGGUUCCAUGGAAGGCAUCUUGGUGCAGUUCCCCCUGAAAGUGGAGACUUCCAUGAAAUGGUGUGCCAAGCCUGCAUGAAUCACUGCCAUUUCCUAUGGGCUUAUGCAUCGCAAUUAGCAGUUCCUGCUUUGACCAAAGUGAACUCCCUUGAAGAUGAAGGGAUUGUCCUGAAGGUUGAGGAAAGUGAAGAGCAGAAAAAAGAAAUAAAAAAAGAAAGUGAAGUGGAACACCAAGAAACGAAGGAGGAAAAGCAAGUGGAACAGUUUAAUGAACCAUCCACUAGCUCUGGGUCUGCCUGUCUGGAGGUGGUUACUAAGAGUGAGGAGCCAGUCUGCAAGCUGAAGGAACUCCAAAGCAAGGAAUUUUUAAAAAAGGACACCGCCACCUUUUGGCCAUCGAACUGGAGAAGUAAAUUAUGCACCUGUGAAGACUGUUUGAAAAUGUAUUCAGAGCUUGAAGUCCAGUUCCUGACAGAUGAAUGUGACACUGUCUUGGCUUACGAAAAUAAAGGUACCAGUGACCAAGACACAGAGCGGAGAGAUCCUUUAAUGGACACCCUUAACAGCAUGAACAGAGUCCAGCAAGUAGAACUCAUCUGUGAAUACAAUGAUUUAAAGACAGAACUGACGGACUAUCUCAGGAGAUUUGCAGAUGAGGGAACGGUGGUUAAAAGAGAAGACAUUCAGCACUUCUUUGAGGAAUUUCAGUCACGGAAAAGACGACGGACUAACAGGAUGCAGUACUACUGUAGUUAGACUGAGAGGGUCUGGGUCUGAAAGGAAAACUGGGAAAACAAUACUCAUUGGCAACCAGAAGAGGCAUCUUCAGUGUUCGGCUUCUCAUCAAAAUCCAACUGUCCCAAGAAACAUCUUCAUUUUGUCUCAUACUUCCUUUACUUGUAGCGACUAAAACAUGUUCUUAACAGGUACAUUGCAUUUAUAGGGAUUUCAGUACUGAUCGACUUUGCAUUCCACUCCUGAAAGCUGGCCGUGUCUCCAGGGGGAGGAUGGCUUGUUCCAAGAACAGUGUGUGCCACAUGUAUUCCCUUUAGCCUUUCACCUGUUCUACUGUUAGUGCCUACAGCUGUACGCUGCACUAAAACCCGGGUGGGGUCUGCCUGCCCUCCCCUCUGUGCAGUGCAGGCAACACACACUCAGGGCGCUUUGCAGGGCGGGAGUGCGUUGCUUUCCUGCUUUAAAUGGCUGUGUAUCAUCUCUUCGGGGUGCAGCAAUUCUAGCAAAGGCUGCCUGCACAAAGCGAGUGUCUGUUUACGACAUGGAGGGAGGCAAAGCUCCUGAAAGGGGUAAAGCAGGCAUGCCUUAUGGUCAUGGCUGUUGGGUGAAGUUGCAUUCUGGCAUUUGGGUCACAUCAGCUGAAGUAAACAGCACUGCACUUCCGCAUGCUCGCUCCCCACUGUGGAGGCGCUCCCUAGGCAGGUGAAAAAUGAGAAACUGUAGGUUAGGCUUGAUGCACCAGAAUGUUCUGUUUUUAUAAAUUCAAAAACUUUGUUUCUAAUAUUGUACAGUGAUGUUUUACACACAAAAAUUUGUCACAUGAACUUUAUCCACUCAC